GGGUUCCCAAGGUGAAUAUCAGGUGGCACAGCUCUACGUCGGGCCUUAUGGGAGGGUUAGGCAUCGAAGCCGACGGACCAUGUUCUGGAUCCGCCUCUUGGUUACUUCGGAGUGUAUCCGAUGAGCUUCUCCCAGGGUUUAAGGUUCCCUCUUCAUCCAUUUGUCGUGGAGUAUCUCUACAUGAUAGACCUUCCACCUGCCUUAUUAACUCCGAACAGCUACUCCCUUAUUGUCGGGUUCCUCAUCCGAUGCGAUGAGCUUGGAAUUGAGCCGACGACGGCGUUGUUCACAAACUUGUACCGGAUCGGCCGGGGCAGCCACGAGAACUGUGCUGGAUAUGUGGCCCUCCAGCAGUUGCCGAAGAAAAGAUCUUUUACUGACCUCCCGUCGUCCAUUCAUGGGUGGAAGAGUAAGUUUUGCUUUGUGAAACUGGCCGAUGGGGUGUUUUUCCCUUCUCAAGGACACAACGGCAUCUUUAACUUGCACAACCCACCAAAGAGCCCUGAGAUUGAUGCUCAAGUGGAAGCGUUCCUGAAGGGUGGGCCGCGGAGCGUUAACACUUACAUCACCGAGUUCAAGAUAGCAGCUCUCGGGAUGAUGCGGUACUAUAUUCCCGGCGACCCUGAUUGCGGAUUAUGGCCGAAGAUAUCUGGCUAUUUUGAGCAGGCCGACGGGCCCUAUUUUGGUGUCCCGGCCGAUGCCGAAGACUUCACCAUGAGCCGUAAGUUGUUUAUGACCCAGGCCAAGAAGAUGGUAGAUAAAGAGAUGCAGGCUGCACAACAGGCCGAAGCGUCCAAAAGCUCGGCUGACGGUGUGAAGGACAAAGCCGAUGCGGCGAAAAAACCGUCAUUGAAGAGGAAGAAGAAACCGGAGGAAGGCCAGCAGACUUUGGCCGAGGUGGGAUUGAAGUCGGCCCAAGGGAUGAAGAGGGCGAAGCAGACUUCUUCCCCCAGUGGUGUGCGGGCUAUGGCUCAAGAAGAGCACCUUCCUGACGUCCAGGUCAUCGAGGACCUUACCUUAAACGAGUCGUCGACUGCCCUCGUUCCUACGUCCCUCAACUCUGGCCAGAAUGUCCACGCAACCUCCCGAAGCGGCCGCGACCUGGCCUCCGGACUGUAUGAGGUGACGGUCCGGUACCCGACGAAGGGCGGGUUAUUCAACGAGAGGGUCUCUGGCCACGACGUCUUGUUCCAGGCCAUUCCGUAUGAGGAUAAGGCGUAUCUACGCCGGCAAGGCAAGGAAGUGCGCCCUCUUUGAUGGUGGAUUGGACUACGUCGUCCAAGGUGCCUUGAUGCUGAUGGAACAGCACCGCCGGAAAGAGGAGGAGAUUGCUCGCCUCCGGGAAGCCGAGAAGAAGGUUGCCUCAGCAGACGAAGCGCUCACUUCCUUGGAGCAGCUUCGUACCAAGACCGGAUCCUUGAAGGAUAGGGCCGACGCGGCAGAGAAGAGAGCUGCUGCUGCUGAGGAUGAGGUGAGGCAGCUCCAGAAUAAACUUGACGAAGAGGCCGCUGCUCGUCGGUUGGCAGAAGAGAAGGCCGAGGAGGCUAUAAAGCUCAAAGCUCAAGCUGAGGAGGCGGCCGAGAAAGCCAUUGACCUCUUCAUGGCCGAUGGGUGGAAGGAUGACGCCCGUCGGGACUUUUGCUUCAAGGUUGUGGCCGAUCUCUUCCAGGCUUGGUCGCAAGAAGAUCCGGCCGGUCAAGCUUUUUGGAAGCAAGAGAUGGAGGUCUUCUAUGACCUUGGGCAGCGGCGUAUGCAAAUGCUGGUCUACCGGAGGCUUCGCCGACGCGUCAAGAAUCUGAGGCCACAGGGUAUCGGCCUUCCCAGGCUGAUGAAGGACCCUGAGGAGGAGUUGACACUCCCCUUGGCCGAAAGGCAGCGUCCCAUUUUGAGCUCCGAUGAAGAGGAUGAGCCUUGGACUGAAAGCGAUGAUUAUCUUUUCCGGAGCUCAGUCAAGUCAAAAACCGCUGAGGAUGUUGAUGAUGAUGCCGACAGUGGGGCCGUUGAGGGAGGCCGGGGGCAAGCCGGAGAUGCAGCUUAAUGUUAUUCCUUUUUCUUCUUUUGUUUUGGACGUAGCCUGAUGUAGGAUUGUAUUGGCCGAAGCGCCCCAUUUAUGUACUUAAGAUCCCAAAUUAAUGAACUCUUUUUGCCUGUGAAUGAAUGUGUUGUUGCUUCGUCUUUAUUGCUUUAAAUUCGUAUGCAUCUUUUGAUCUUCACAAUUUUUGCUAAGUAUUAGGGGUAAGUAUACCCCGGCUGGAUUGAGACGAAGCGUUCCUUCGUCUAUGUACCCACGAGGCUCAUUUCCCUUGGAAUUUCUGAGUAUCAGCAUCAAAACAUGUC
Molecule: messenger RNA, 2337 nt
Organism: Cuscuta epithymum
Lineage: Eukaryota; Viridiplantae; Streptophyta; Magnoliopsida; Solanales; Convolvulaceae
Source: the annotation of a GenBank genome assembly